Messenger RNA from Trichomonas vaginalis G3, 435 nucleotides. RefSeq lists its product as uncharacterized. Bases 1 to 435 code for a protein of 144 amino acids. The transcript has a single exon. The record is from RefSeq and is a predicted model, not a curated record. NCBI's taxonomy places the organism in Eukaryota, Parabasalia, Trichomonadida, Trichomonadidae.
AUGUCCGACGCUGCACGCAUGCGUAAACCAAUUAAAGAUCAAACCCCAUCAUUUGGCCGUGCUGGUGUUGAAUCCAAGAAGCCAGCCCCAUCAGCUUCUACUGGUUCUGCUUCCAAACCAAUCUCUGAUUCAGAAAAGAUGAGAAAACCAAUCAAGGAUCAGACACCAUCCUUCGGCAAGGCCGGUGUUGAGUCCCACAAGCCAGCCCCAUCAGCUUCUACUGGUUCUGCUUCCAAGCCAGUCUCUGAUUCAGAAAAGAUGAGAAAGCCAAUUAAGGAUCAGACACCAUCCUUCGGCAAGGCCGGUGUUGAGUCACAUAGAGCUGCUCCAGCUGCUUCUACAAAAACAGCUUCCAAGCCAAAGUCCGACUCUGAAAAGAUGAGACAGCCAAUCGCUAACAAUUGCCCAUCCUUUGGUAAGGCCGGCAUCAAAUAA